Molecule: messenger RNA, 1884 nt
Organism: Paramecium octaurelia
Lineage: Eukaryota; Ciliophora; Oligohymenophorea; Peniculida; Parameciidae
Source: the annotation of a GenBank genome assembly
AUGUUAAAUAAAAUAGUGUCAAAUCAAAUCCCAAUCGAAUUUAAUUCAGACCAGGAUGAAUUUCAUUAAUGCUUCCCAAGCAAAAGUGAUUCUACAGCCACACCAGGGUUAUUAGAUAAUACCAAUUCAUCUAAAGCCUUCUGUUCUUAACUUUUUGACGAUCAACUUAACUAAGAUGGUAAUAUAUCAAUAAUAUGUAGAUGAUGAGUUCAAUUCUUUGAAUAAACAACUCUAGAAUGUGUUGCUUACUGACAAUUAUCGACCCUCAUUGAUUCAAGCUUUCUCAGCUGAUAUGUAAAAGAUUAAAAAUUAAAAAUUUAGGUCUUCAUAUUUGAGUCACGAAAAACUGACAAGGAACUCCAGAAAAAUGUAAUAGGAAUACGAGUAGGCCAAUCCAAAAGAAAGGGAAUUCAUAUUUAACACUUAUAUUAAAAACAAUAUAUUUCAUCUAAGUUUGGACAAAUAUAUGCAUUACAUACUGGAAAAAAUUAUUGAAAUUGGUAUUUAUUAUAAAUAAAUUAGGGCCAAUAAAUUGUAGAAACAUUAUUCUAGACUAAAUUUUUCAUUCUAUUAAGAAACUAGUAAUUGAUCUUCACGCUUGUAAGGUGAUGCAAAAGGGAUUAGAGGUUAUGUCCUUGUAUUCUUAAGAAUCUCAGCCUCAAUUUUAAAAAUAUAUUAAUUUUAUUUUGGAAGAAAACAAUUUUACAAGAAGGUUAUACACAGAUAAAAUUGGAAAUCAAAUUUUCUCUAAAAGUUUAGAUGUUUUGGAUGAGAAGAAUUUAGAAUCUCUUCUAAAAAUAUUCGAUAAAUAUGUAAUUUAAUUAUAAUAUACUAGAUCUUAAAUCCAAAUUAAUACUCCUUAGAAUUAUCAACUGAUUAAUAUGGAUGUCUCAUAGUCAAUAAAAUAAUCGAUAUCUUCCCUAAACUUAUCGAUCCAAAUACUAAAUCUAUUGCAAAUGACAUAAUUAUCAGAACCAUCAAAAAUUCCUCAUGUCUGAUAAGAAGACAAUAUGCCAAUUAUAUCAUUUAGUAAAUAUUGGAAAAAGGCUAAGAGAAUCACAAAAAAUUGCUUUUGAAUAAUUACUUAAUCAAAGAUUUUGUCGCCAUGUCCCUGGAUAAGUAUGGUAGUAAUGUGGCAGAAAAGGCAAUAGUAUAUGCUGGAACUUAAUGGAGACAAAAGCUUUGGGAAGAGGAGGUUUCAGUUUCUGAAAGGUACGAUGUUAAUGUAAUUUUUAUAGUUCAUUUCGAAAAUUAGUGAAUGAUUAAUUUGCUAAUUAUCCAAUAUAGAGACUUUACGAAUAUUUAUCUCAGGACUAUAGAAAUGAAUUCAUCGCCUUGUUAAACAGAUUGCAUGAUAGCCAUUUUCUCAAUCAUCAUGGUUAAAUAGUCUUAAAAUUUUCUCUUACUAAUUACAAUGUUAAGCGUUUUGCUUAAAAAGUCAAUACUGCUGAAAAUAGUAAGCCCUCUAAAUUGUAAGAAAAGAAUAAAUAGCUUCAAUAAAUAUAUGAAUAACAAUAAAGGAUGAAUUAAAAUUCAAUUUAAUAUUAAUAAUAUCUUUAAUAAUAACAAAUGAUGGCAUAAUAAUAUUAAAUGUUUUAAUAAUAACAAUAAUAAUAAUAAUAACAAUAAUAAUAAUAACAAUAAUUCAAAUCUCCAGUUUAAUUUCAAUAAUACUAAGCAAUGCUCUUCUAAUAAGCCAUGAUGAUGUAUUAAUAACAGCAAUAGAUGAUUUCUCCUUAACUAUAAUAGUCCUCUUUGAAUUAAUAGCAGUAGUUUCCUUUCUUAUAAUCUAUAUAGCCGCAGGAUUAAUGGAAUUAAUAGGCACUCAAUUAUUAUUAAUAACUUUAAUGUUUUCAAAAAAUGAAUUAGAAUUAACAGGAAUGA